ACACACAGACAUGUACACACACACAGACACAUGAACACACACACGCACAGAGACACAUGUACACACACACAGGCACGUACAUACACACACACACACAUGUACAAUUGUACAUGCAUACACAGACACACACACCACCCCCCCUCCCCAUAAAAAGUUGCAGUACUUCAUUGUUCACUCACAGAGCUGGGUACUGCACUCUAGGGGGAGGCAGAGAGCACAGCACACACUCUUUCCUUUGCUUUCACUGCGCUCAGCUAUUGAGCAGUCUGACGGCUCCCAGUGCGAAUGACAGAACCGGCCUGAGCUCCGAGCCUGCUCAGCAAGACGGCCCUGGGGGACACACUCGCCCCCACUAUAAUUUCCACUCGCCAUUGGCGAGCGAGAAAUUUCUAGCCUUG
Molecule: messenger RNA, 398 nt
Organism: Staurois parvus
Lineage: Eukaryota; Metazoa; Chordata; Amphibia; Anura; Ranidae
Source: the annotation of a GenBank genome assembly